CGGGGAGGCGGCCGCUGCCCGCCGGCCGCACUCCGUUCCACGCGAGCCCCGCGCCAUGCCGCCUGACAAGCCAGGACUGGUGAUAAAGCGGCACAACAUCCGAAUAUGGUGCCACGACUGCGACAUGGCGCGUCUGCAGCGCGUCGUGUGGGAAGGGCACGGCGCGAGACUCCUGAGCGAGGUCUCCAACCAGCCGGUGGUCAAGAAGUUUCUAGAAGCCGUGCCUUAUUUGAUGAACACUAUACGAGACAUCCACGAGGCGGUGAUCCAGAACGACCUGGAAGGGCUGAUGAAGCACUCGGGCGACCCGGUGACGCCGCAGGCGCUGUCCAGUCGGGACGCCAACAACAUGACUGCUCUGCAUAAGGCUGCAGGCUUAGGCCACGUCAGUAUACUGAAGUACAUCGCCGACCGCUACCCGCAAGGCAUCAACGACGUGGACAACGACGGCCGCACGCCCUUGCACUACGCGGCGAUCGUGCGAGACGAGCAGCACACGUUCAGCACGCUGGUGGGGCUCGGCGCCGAUGAGUCGGUCCUCGAUAACAAAAACAAGACUCCUGGCUAUUAUAUAAAUAGACCUCAGGAAAUCGACAAAAAUAUUCUAAAAACACUUCCUGACGCACCUCGAACCCCGUCUAGCUCCUAUCCAUCUUCUUGGGAUUGGAAGUUACUGGACACAGAAGUCAUAGCUGAACUUAACAAAAAAUCGAGGAGGAAAAUGAAAGCAUCCAGUGAAAACAUUUCUUCGAAAAAUAAUACAACAACCAUCUCUGAAACAAUAGAGAAUAAAGCAGGGGCUAUGAAAAAUAGUAGCACGCAUGAAUUCAUAAAAGACUUACCUGAUCUAGAUGAUAACCCCAAGCCUAAUCAUAAAAAUGGCGAUACGAGUGAUAAUAAAUUAGAGGAUUCACAAAUAGCUGAAGAAACAGAUGAUGUAACUGAGAACCAAACUGAAGAUGAAGAAAAAGAAAAACAAGAGGAAGAACCACCUGAAGACCCUGUUGAAGAAAAGGCUAUUGAAGGUGACGAUAAUCACGAAGAGCACAAAACUGAAAAUGGGGAACAUCAUAGUAAUGAAGAGCAAAAGCACGAAAAUAAUGAAAUUGACAAUAGCCACAAAGAAGAAAAAGACGAUGAAAAACAUCAGGAUGAUGAACAAAAAGAUGAAAAGAAUGAGGCCGAAAUACAAAACAUAGAGAAAAAUGAUGAGAUAACAGAGACUAAAGAUCAUUUACCUGACGUAGUUGAAAGCCACGAAGAAGGUAAAGAUAAAGCUGAAAUUGAAGAGAUAACGCACGACGCCUCUGAAGAGCAUGAACCACAUGACCAUGAACAUUUAGAGCAGAACGAAGAUGAUGCAACAAAACAUGCGAAUGAAGAAGAACAGGCAGAUACGAAAGAGGAGGAGUCUGCAGUAGAAAACCACGACGAACAUAAUGGUGAGUCACAAGUUGAUGAAAAUGAUGAGCUCACACACAAAAACAAUGACAUUCAUGAAAUCAUAAAGGAUACUAGUAAUGAGUCAGAAGACGAAGUUAUUGAAAGUCCAAAAGAAGGUAAUAACAAAUAUGACCACAACGAGGAUGACGAUGAUGUACAAGUACAAGGAGACGCUGCUUCUGAAUACAGCGACACGAAUCUCAGAAGUACUGCGGAACUCUCCGACACAAAUAGUGCCAAGAGAGGUAAAAGUGCCAUCUCUUCUGGUACCAUACACGAACCAAUAAAAACAUAAUC
Molecule: messenger RNA, 1740 nt
Organism: Leguminivora glycinivorella
Lineage: Eukaryota; Metazoa; Arthropoda; Insecta; Lepidoptera; Tortricidae
Product: protein starmaker
Exons: 6
Coding region: 56-1738 (560 amino acids)
Molecular function (GO): protein binding
Source: RefSeq, a predicted model, not a curated record